Messenger RNA from Wyeomyia smithii (pitcher-plant mosquito), 2554 nucleotides. It is a transcript of the gene mEFG1, whose product is annotated as elongation factor G, mitochondrial. NCBI's taxonomy places the organism in Eukaryota, Metazoa, Arthropoda, Insecta, Diptera, Culicidae. Gene Ontology annotation, cellular component: mitochondrion. Gene Ontology annotation, biological process: mitochondrial translational elongation. The transcript has 3 exons. Bases 162 to 2405 code for a protein of 747 amino acids. The record is from RefSeq and is a predicted model, not a curated record. Gene Ontology annotation, molecular function: GTP binding; GTPase activity; translation elongation factor activity.
GUCGCAGCAUGUUUUCUGAACGCUAAAAACGAGCAGAACAUUCCUUCCUUUUGCUGUAGCCAAACCGGCCUACAAGAAGAAUCUUUCGACGCGGGCUUUCGUCAGUUUCCCGAACCUUAAUUCAAGUGAUUUUUAUAGGCAACGGUUCGUGAGUGAUCAGAAUGACUAUCGGAUACUUGUUACGUUUUCGUCCAUCGGUGGCGGCCGCAAAAUCGGUACUAAAUGGCACGAUACAGCCCUUUUCAAGUCACGCCGCCUUCGCCGAGCACAAAGCACUGGAGAGGAUUCGAAACAUCGGCAUAUCGGCACACAUUGACAGCGGCAAGACAACGCUGACGGAACGUAUAUUGUUUUACACCGGUCGUAUCAAGGAGAUGCACGAGGUCAAGGGAAAGGACAACGUCGGCGCCACGAUGGAUUCGAUGGAGCUAGAGCGGCAGCGGGGUAUUACCAUUCAGUCGGCAGCCACCUACACAAUUUGGAAGGACCACAACAUUAACAUAAUUGAUACGCCGGGUCACGUGGAUUUUACCGUUGAGGUCGAGCGUGCCCUGCGCGUUUUGGAUGGCGCUAUACUAGUGCUGUGCAGUGUUGGUGGAGUGCAAAGUCAAACGCUGACUGUGAAUCGACAAAUGAAAAGGUACAAUGUGCCAUGUUUGGCUUUUAUUAACAAACUAGAUCGAAUGGGAGCCAAUCCGUACCGGGUGUUGGGUCAGAUGCGGUCCAAAUUAAACCAUAACGCUGCUUUCAUUCAACUUCCGAUCGGCGUGGAGAACAAUUGCAAAGGGAUCGUUGAUUUGGUCAAGCAGAGAGCUCUCUAUUUCGAAGACAACCUAGGUCUAACGGUGCGAGAGGAUGAAAUUCCUCAGGACAUGCGAGUCGAAAGUGAUGAACGACGGCAUGAAUUGAUUGAGCAUUUGUCCAAUGUGGAUGAUGGGAUCGGAGAACUAUUUCUCGAAGAGAAAACCCCGUCGGAGAAAGAUAUCAUGGCAGCCAUAAGGCGGGCGGCUUUGAAAAGAAUGUUCACACCGGUGCUGGUAGGAACGGCAUUGAAGAACAAAGGCGUCCAGCCGCUAUUGGAUGCUGUUUUGAAUUAUCUUCCACAUCCAGGAGAAGUUGAAAAUAUUGCCUUGAUUGAAAAGAAGGGCGAAGAGCCGCAAAAGGUGAUACUGAAUCCAGCUCGGGAUGGAAAAGAUCCGUUUGUAGGAUUGGCAUUCAAGUUGGAGGCUGGACGAUUCGGUCAGCUGACAUAUCUGCGUUGUUAUCAAGGCGUUCUUAAAAAAGGAGACAACAUAUACAAUGUUCGAUCGGGGAAGAAAGUUCGGUUGGCUCGAUUGGUUCGACUUCAUUCUAACAACAUGGAGGAUGUCAACGAAGUGUACGCUGGAGAUAUAUUUGCCUUGUUCGGUGUCGACUGUGCUAGUGGUGACACUUUCGUAACCAACCCGAAACUGGAACUCUCUAUGGAGUCCAUUUUUGUGCCAGAUCCGGUCGUAUCUAUGGCGAUCCAACCAACCAAUUCUAAGGAUCGAGACAAUUUUUCAAAAGCAAUUGCGCGUUUUACCAAAGAAGAUCCAACAUUUAGGUUCGCUUAUGACACCGACGUUAAAGAAACCUUGGUUUCCGGAAUGGGUGAGCUUCAUCUGGAGAUUUACGCCCAACGAAUGGAACGUGAAUACAAUUGUCCGGUGACGCUAGGAAAACCGAAAGUGGCUUUCCGGGAAACUUUAAUUGCUCCGUGUGAGUUUGAUUAUCUCCAUAAAAAGCAAUCCGGUGGCCAAGGGCAAUAUGCUCGAGUAACGGGUGUUCUAGAACCACUUCCCCCUCACCAGAAUACGGAUAUCGAGUUUGUGGAUGAGACAAUUGGCACCAAUGUUCCGAAACAGUUCAUUCCCGGUAUUGACAAAGGUUUCCGGAAGAUGGCGGAAAAAGGUUUGCUUUCGGGUCAUCGAUUAUCGGGUAUUAGGUUCCGGCUCAUAGAUGGUGCGCAUCAUAUCGUGGAUUCUUCUGAGCUUGCUUUCAUGCUGGCAGCGCAAGGAGCUAUCAAAAGUGUGUUUGAGAACGGUAGUUGGCAGAUUUUGGAACCGAUUAUGAUGGUGGAAGUAACGGCCCCAAAUGAGUUCCAGGGUGCAGUGAUAGGGCAGCUGAGUAAGCGGCAUGGUAUCAUUAUGGGAACGGAGGGUGCAGAGGGUUGGUUCACGAUACACGCCGAGGUGCCGCUGAAUGACAUGUUUGGCUAUGCGGGUGAGCUGCGCUCGAGUACGCAAGGCAAGGGAGAAUUCAGCAUGGAGUACAGUCGGUAUUCGCCUUGCAAGCCAGAUGUGCAGGAAAGGUUGAUGCAGGAGUACCAAGUAUCGCAAGGCAUUGUUGUGGUGGACAAAAAGCAACAGAAGAAGAAAAAUUAAGUUUGCUGUGAGAAGUAACACGGGUGCUGAUCUGUAUAUAAUUAUAAUAAUUGUAAUACUAACUGAAAGUAUCAAGAUUAGGCUAUGCUAUUGGUGUAAAACAAGGUUGACUCACUCUAUGAAAUAUUGAGUGGAAGUUGAAAUCGAAA